AUGGGUUGUCAGAGUACUCUGAAGAUACAUCAGCGCAUACAUAGUGGGGAAAAGCCAUUUUGUUGUGAUGUAUGUAAUAAGUCGUUCAUUUUGAAGCGUAAUCUGAAGAAGCAUGUUUUCGUACAUAGUGGGGAAAAGCCAUUUUGCUGUGAUGUAUGUAAUAAGUCAUUUAGUCUGAAGCGUAAUCUGAAGAUACAUCAGCAAAUUCAUAGUGGUGAAAAGCCAUUUUGCUGUGAUGUAUGCAAUAAGUCAUUCCGUGAUCGGAGUCAUCGGAACAGACAUCAGCUCAUACAUAGUGGAGAGAAGCCAUUUUGUUGUAAUGUAUGUAAUAAGUCAUUUAUUCAGCAGGGUAAUUUGAAGAAACAUCAGCGCAUACAUAGUGGCGAAAUGCCAUAUUGCUGUGAUGUAUGUAAUAAGUUGUUCGGUGAUGAGAGUUAUCUGAAGAUACAUCAGCGCAUACAUAGUGGGGAAAAGCCAUUUUACUGUGAUGUAUGUAAUAAGUCAUUUAGUCACAAGUGUAACCUGAAGACACAUCAGCGCAUACAUAGUGGUGAAAAGCCAUUUUGCUGUGAUGUAUGCAAUAAGUCAUUCCGUGAUCAGAGUCAUCGGAACAGACACCAGCUCAUACAUAGUGGAGAGAAGCCAUUUUGUUGUAAUGUAUGUAAUAAGUCAUAUAGUCAACAGAGUCUUCUGAAGAAACAUCAGCGCAUGCAUAGUGGGGAAAAGCCA
Messenger RNA from Cryptotermes secundus, 729 nucleotides. Its product is annotated as gastrula zinc finger protein XlCGF71.1-like. Gene Ontology annotation, molecular function: DNA-binding transcription factor activity, RNA polymerase II-specific; RNA polymerase II cis-regulatory region sequence-specific DNA binding. NCBI's taxonomy places the organism in Eukaryota, Metazoa, Arthropoda, Insecta, Blattodea, Kalotermitidae. The transcript is spliced from 2 exons. Gene Ontology annotation, biological process: regulation of DNA-templated transcription. The record is from RefSeq and is a predicted model, not a curated record. The annotation marks the transcript as partial.